CUUCUAGGUUGUAUGUUCAAUGAAAGUAACACUUUUUUUCAUAUUUUGCAACGUCAUGGGUUUGGUGCAUGUGGGUUUUUGAAAGUUGUGGUGGUGAUGGUGGCGGUGGUGCCUUGGGGACGUGCGUGUAGUCGUGUGCAUAUAAAAGCUUCCUCUGCGAUGUUUCUUUCCUUGUUUCUUAUACUUCACGACCUGACUGUAUGUGUCAAAAAAGGUGGUAGUACAGUUCAUGGUGCUUGCUUCUCUUCCAAAUCAGCACAGCAUCAACGCAUGGUGCUUGCUCUCGUGUGUCGUUGAGCUUCACCCAAGAUCCUCUUUCAUAAUCUUUUCCCAAAAUCUACUGAGCUCCUGAUUCUCUCUGGAGACUUCAAAUAGGGAACAGAACGAGCUAUGGUGCCUGCUCGUUUCCAACGAAACACUACAACAUUCACUACAUGGGUUCCGCCGCCGCUGUAUUUCCAACUCCAUCGACUCAAAGACGGAUACCGAUCGAUUUUGGCUCUUACAAAUGGCUCAACGCACGUUUUCAUGAGCUGCUGGCUCGCUGGAUCUGCUCUCAAAAAGGGAAAGAAAAACGAGGAUGGACGGAGUGGAGUCCAUAUAAAAGCCAACUUCUGGAGCUUUGGGGUUCAUCCUUCUAUACUUCCCAGGCUUUCCUGUUUUCUCCAAAAACCAACGGGAACUGCCUUUAUGGUGCUGGGCUUUUCUCAAAACACUCGUUACGGUAAUCUAUGGUCCUGUUGCUCUGUCCCGCUCCCCUCCAAAAUCCGAAGAGUAUACGGUCGAUGGCGCCUGCUGUCUUACGAAAAUCACACCUCGAGCUUUCAUGAGCUCCACUGCUCUUCCUUGCCCAGCCUUCUCGAAAAGAGACCAAGCCGAUGAAACGAAACACUACGCGACAACAAAAGAUACUCAUCUCUGCUCGAUGAGAGAGACGUGUGCUCGUCUCCCUUGCAAG
Alternaria alternata is the source of this 958-nucleotide messenger RNA. RefSeq lists its product as hypothetical. The transcript has a single exon. The coding region runs from base 391 to 882 and encodes 163 amino acids. The record is from RefSeq and is a predicted model, not a curated record. Lineage: Eukaryota; Fungi; Ascomycota; Dothideomycetes; Pleosporales; Pleosporaceae.